AUGUUUGACAGCUCGCAGUAUCCCUACAAUUGCUUCAAUUACGACGCCGACGACUACCCCGCGGGCAGCUCGGACGAGGAGAAGCGGCUCACGCGGCCGGCGUACAGCUACAUCGCGCUGAUCGCCAUGGCCAUUCAGCAGAGCCCGACGGGCAAGGUGACCCUGUCGGGCAUCUACGACUUCAUCACGCGCAAGUUCCCCUAUUACCGCGCCAACCAGCGCGCCUGGCAGAACUCCAUCCGCCACAACCUGUCCCUCAACAGCUGCUUUGUCAAGGUGCCGCGGACCCAUGGCCACGAGAAGGGCAAAGGCAACUACUGGACCUUCGCCGGCGGCUGCGAGUCGCUACUGGACCUUUUCGAGAACGGCAACUACAGGCGGAGGCGGCGGCGGCGCGGCCCCAAACUCGAGGAGGCGAGGGGGACGCGCGCGGCAGAAGCGGAAGCGCCCCGGGGUCCCCCUGAGCCGGCCACUGCGAGGGGGAGCCCCGUCCCCCGCCGCGAGGCCCCAACCCCAGCCAGCCCCGCCGCCCUGGGGAGGGAGGCACACAGGGGCAUCAAGUUCAGCAUCGACCACAUCCUCUCCACCCCCGACCCCUUUCCCGGGCUCAGGUCGCCCUACGCGCAGGAGGGCAGGUACCCGCGGCUGGAGGCCCGGCAAAUGAACCUUCACCUUUGGACGAUGUGCCACCAGCUGCCACACUGCGGCCCAGACCACUCCUCUCUGCUGGAGAACACCGUGUGCCGAGCAACCUCAGCACCUUCAGCCUUUGAGCAGAACGCGGCUCCUCUGUACAGCCUCCUCCCCACACCCCUCACCUCGCCCCACCUCGCUUACUUGAGGCAGCAAGUGUCCUACCUGCUGCCGGCCCCCUCCAGCCAUCCUCCAACCUGCCGCCAGACCAGGCUCUCUUGCCCCCAGAGCAAAUCUCGGCUCCAGCCCUCACCCCCACCAGGCAAGGGCCGCUCCGCUCAUCCCCCGCCCCUGCCCCGCCCACUGGGCUCCAGCCACGCGGCGCCCUUGGAGAGCUGUCCCCAGGCCUGGAAUGAUCCCCUGUCCUCGUCCUCACUCCUCGUCUCCACUCGGUCCUCGUCUCCACUCGGAGCCGCGGCCAGUCCAGUGGCCUUCCUGCCCGCGACCAAGCCAGCAACCACGCAGCGCUGUCUUCUCCCUUCGCUUGGUUUUUAA
This is a messenger RNA of Lipotes vexillifer (Yangtze River dolphin), 1188 nucleotides long. It is a transcript of the gene FOXL3, whose product is annotated as forkhead box L3. Gene Ontology annotation, molecular function: DNA-binding transcription factor activity, RNA polymerase II-specific; RNA polymerase II cis-regulatory region sequence-specific DNA binding. The record is from RefSeq and is a predicted model, not a curated record. The transcript has 6 exons. Bases 1 to 1188 code for a protein of 395 amino acids. NCBI's taxonomy places the organism in Eukaryota, Metazoa, Chordata, Mammalia, Artiodactyla, Lipotidae. Gene Ontology annotation, biological process: anatomical structure morphogenesis; regulation of transcription by RNA polymerase II; cell differentiation.